AUGUCUAACAAGAGAACUAUAGAGGCGUUCUUUGGAUCUGCCCCCAAGCGUACAAAGACCCAACCUGAUAGCAUCGACAUGGACACGGACACAUCCAAUGCGGAUACAUCAAAACAUGCCCAGUACCCGCAUCCCAUUGUCAACCUGCCGCCGUCUAUAUGCAAGGAAAUCUCGUCCCUGCCUGCCAGAGAGGCCAAGGUCAUCAACGACCAGCCAGAUCUCGACCUGCUGUAUUUCGAACCAUAUAUCCCUGAAUACCUGGCGCGCCACCUAUUCGAGUUUCUGCGCGCCGAGCUGCCAUUUUACAGGGUCGAGUAUGGCAUCAAGCGCGGAGGCUUUGAGACGCACAUCCGGACUCCGAGAUGGACAACCGUCUUUGGGCUCGACGAAACGUCAUACUUUGACGAAUCCGGCCGAGUCAUGGACCGGGCCUCGGGCGUUCCGGCGGCGGACAAACGGUAUGACAAGUAUCCCCCACGCCCGCUGCCGCAGUGCCUCGACGUCCUACGCCAGUCCGCCGAAGCGGCCACGGAAUGCCGCUUCAACUUCUGCCUCGUCAACUACUACGCCUCCGGGUCCGACAGCAUAUCCUUCCACAGCGACGACGAGCGUUUCCUCGGCAAAGACCCGGCCAUCGCCUCCUUCUCCCUCGGCGCGCGGCGAGACUUUCUGCUCAAGCAUAAGCCGCCACCAUCUCAGAACGGCGGGCAGAAGAGCGAGGGAGCCGGCGCCGGCUCCAAGCCGCUCAAGUUCCCGCUGGCGAGCGGUGACAUGAUUCUCAUGAGGGGUGCGACGCAGUCCAACUGGCUGCACUCCAUCCCCAAACGCACGGGCAAGAACCAAGAGGACGGAGGACGGAUCAACAUCACAUUUCGGCGAGCCAUGGUCAAGGGUGGGACGGAAAAUUAUUACAACUACAACGUCGGCACCGGGCCCGUCUACCGCUGGGACAAGGUGAACCGCGAAAUGAGAGUGUACAAACAGUAA
Molecule: messenger RNA, 987 nt
Organism: Purpureocillium lilacinum
Lineage: Eukaryota; Fungi; Ascomycota; Sordariomycetes; Hypocreales; Ophiocordycipitaceae
Biological process (GO): DNA repair; DNA alkylation repair
Molecular function (GO): cytosine C-5 DNA demethylase activity; ferrous iron binding
Source: RefSeq, a predicted model, not a curated record